AAUCGUAAGUUCGAGAAGUCGACCGCGACUGUGGUUGUUGCGCGCAGAAAGUAAAGAUGAAGUCUUUUUUUGUUGUGUUUUGGCUGUACUCUUUCGCAGUUCUUUCUUCACAGACUGUUCAAAAUAAGAUCAACGUCUGCAUCUCUAUUAAGUUCUUGACGACCGAUAAAAAUAACGAAACACCUCAAGCCCCUCUGCCCUUAAUCCUGACCGUAAACAAUGGCUCUACUGCGCAUGACAUCCUACAAGAAGCGAGAAAGAAGGACCCAGUCUCCUACUCCUUUAAGACAAAGUCUUAUUCUUUUGGYCGUAUGCUGGUAGCGAUUGGUGGCGUUGAACAUGACCCURAAAACAACAAAUUUUGGAUGAARUACACCGAUGAGUUCAGUCCAAACGGUACCUUGACGGUUACAGGCAUUGAUCACUUCAAACCGAAGCACGGYACUUGCGURAUCUUCAAAUAUGAGAARCUUGGUGUAUGAUUACACUAGAUGAGAUAKAUCAUGAAAUAAAGUAUUGAUUCACUUCAUUAUUUGUACAAAAUGAUAUUUUUUUUCCUUUUUCUAAUGGCAUUUUUUGGGAGAGGGUGYGCUGAUUUGAAAUCACAUCAAUAGCAAUAUCACCUAGGUAACUAAAGCCUCGAAUACCUUCUAUAACGAUCUGCCAAGAAUAAUAACAAAUAUUUCAAUUCAGUCUUUAUAUAACACAAUAGCUAGCAUGAAGAAUGUCAGUUUGAUAUGUCUGAAUAAAUGGAUCAAAAUGGCCAGCGGUAACACCCGAAACAAAAAAGAAAAACCAUGAUGUGUGUUGAUGAUAAAUAGCGAUGACUAAAUAUAAUAAUAAAAAUAAAAAAUAAAAAAAGUCCCACUAUUGGUCAAGCAUGGUUAUUUUUCUAUCAAGAGUUUUCAUUGGUUGUUUUUGUGAUAUUAGUUGGAAUUACAGAAAACAUCUCGAUCAUUCUGUGGUUUACCUGAAAUCCAUUGAAGUUAUUGAAGACUUUAGAACUGCUACAGUCAAAAUGGAAAUCAAAGUUGAGAUCAGGUUCUUAACAACCGAUGAAAACARCGAAACACAUCAAGACCCUUCGCCCUUAAAUUUGACCGUAAACAAUGGUUCUACUGCGCAUGACAUCCUAAAAGUAGCGAGCGAGGUGGAUCCAGUCUCCUAUUCCUUUGACACAAAGUAUUAUUCCGGUUUAGGCCAUAUGCUGAUAGCGAUUGCUGGUGUUGAACAAGUCCCGGAAACAAACAAAUAUUGGAUGAUAUACACCGCGGAUGAUAGCAACCCAACCGGUACCAGGACCAAUGUAGGUAUUGAUCUGUUCAAGCCAGAGCCUGGCACUAGCUUGAUCUUCAAGUUUGAGCAAAACCCUGUAUGCAAGGACUGAUGUUAAGUAUGAGAAAAUGUCAAGAAAAUACUCAAACACUAUUUACACGUGGUUUCCAAUCCACCUUUUCUUUCAUUUACUUAUUAUAAAAAUUACUUAUUWUAAAAAAACAUUCGCAUGGUAACUAAGCAAAAUACAGGCACUUUCAUUGGUCAAUAUUACUGGAUAGCCUUUACAUUUCUUUCUGGGCGUAAGCCAGUUUUAUUAUUAUUUCAUAAUAGACGCUCACUUUGACAAAAGUGAACUGGAUCUUGUUACGUGAAUGUAMGUGUGGCGUAAAACCWGUUUGGUAGGGUGUUAACUAACAACACCUUAGUACGCAGGCAGAGGAUAUUUAUAAGAAGUAUCUAAUAAUAAGUAUUCAUUAAUAGAGUCAUCUUUUUUAACUUAAUUUUAAAUCUCUAAAAUCAGUUAUCGAUAAAAGUAACUUCAMCAGAAGUUAAGUACCACUUUUCACUACAUGUUUUAAAAACUUCGUAACUAAACAUUUUGACAUUGAAAACAUCUUUUACAAACCGUAUUUGUUUAUCCAGUAAACAGAAGUUAUAAGUGAGUAUUACACCUUGUCCUAGACACMAAUGAGAAUGUUUGAUUACAUACUUUUACACUAGAAGAGAUACAUCAUGAAAUARAGUAUUAAUUCACUUCAUCGUU
Messenger RNA from Exaiptasia diaphana, 2041 nucleotides. RefSeq lists its product as uncharacterized. The record is from RefSeq and is a predicted model, not a curated record. NCBI's taxonomy places the organism in Eukaryota, Metazoa, Cnidaria, Anthozoa, Actiniaria, Aiptasiidae. The transcript is spliced from 3 exons. Bases 881 to 1387 code for a protein of 168 amino acids.